ACCCUUUUAGGUCAAUCAGCCAUGGCCGCAGCAGAAAUCCCUAGUUAUGUUGUUUCUCCUCAGACUGAGAAACACAGGAGGGCCAGGAACUGGACGGAUGCAGAGAUGAGAGGCUUGAUGCUGGUCUGGGAAGAAUUUUUUGAUGAAUUGAAACAAACUAAGCGGAAUGCCAAAGUUUAUGAGAAAAUGGCUAAUAAACUCUUUGAAAUGACUGGGGAGCAUCGCCACGGAGAAGAGAUUAAGAUCAAAAUCACCAACAUGACAUUCCAGUACAGGAAAUUAAAAUGCAUGACUGAUAGCGAGUCUGUUCCACCCGACUGGCCUUAUUAUAUAACCAUUGAUAGAAUACUGUCCAAAGUCACUGAAUACAAUGACGUGAAACUGCAGGAGAGCCAGCAGCCCGGGCCUUCCACGUCCCAGACCGAGGCGUCUCUGUCGCCGUCCGCUAAGUCCACCCCUCUGUACUUACCGUAUAACCAGUAUUCAUAUGAAGGAAGGGAAGAGUGCUACGAGGAUGACCGCUCAGAGAGCUCCUCCAGCUUACUCUCUUUUAAGUUAAGAUCAGAAGAAAGGCCAGUCAAAAAAAGGAAAGUACAGAGCUGCCAUUUCCAAAAGAAAAAACUCAAACUGAUGGAAUCAAUGUUGGAGGAGCAAAAGAAACUGAGUCGGGCAAUGGAAGAAACCUGUCGGGAGGUGCGGCGAAUUCUGGACCAACAGAACAUAAUCCAGGUUCAGAGCCUCCAGCUCCAGGAGCGCAUGAUGAACCUGCUGGAGAAGAUCAUCUCCAAGUCCAAUGUCUAGUUAGUAGUCUCACCAAAUUCUACUGCCAGCCCAAUCCUAUCAUGGAAAGAUCGUCUGCCCAUACCCACAUUACACUGCCUCUUCAUAGGAUUUGGCAGACAGCACAUCUUAGAAAAAAAGGAAAAGAGAAAGCUAAACCAGCACAAGAUAUACAACCAUGGUUGAGAAAGAGAAGAUCAUUAAUCACCACAGCCUAUGCCAGCCCUGCACUCUGGUGGCAAGCAAAGAAAGAGGUUGUAUAACUCUAUGUCUCAUCACCAGGUUCACCAUGGAUGAUGCAUUUUUCAACUAUAGCUACUCUUGAAGGCUAUGUACUUAGUUAAACUAUGGAGGAGAUUCACACCAUUGAAAUCAUAGAUCAUUGAAGUACUGAAGCAUAACAUUCCAACUAAGGUUAAUUGUCUUAAUUAUUUUUGUAUUUUCAAAGGUCAAGGGACUUCUAGCUUGCAGGAACUGAAUUUUUACUGUGUUAUUUCUGGGUCAUUCUCAGCCUGGAAGCUUGGGCAAAUUUGUCAUGGAUCAGGCUAGUCUGACAUGAGACCUGACAUGAGAGGUCACCUUUGGGAAUGGGGCAUAGAGUUUCUUGCUAUUUCUGGCUUUGUCCAAAAGAGUGCCCUAUCCUCAACCCCCACCUUAGGAGAUCCCAGUGUAGGUCAAACAAUACAAUUCAUUUGAAACCCACUGUCUGAUGGGCCUUAAUAUUGAUCGUGAAAAUCCAUGUUCAUGCCCGAACAAAUUAGCAUUAAAAGUACCAACCUCACAUAUAUAUGUAUAUAUGUAGAUAUAUAUAAUGUAUGUGCACAUAUAUACAUAUAUAGUAAUUGUUAAAAAUACUUGAAGUUGUUUUGAUAAUAAAUGUAUAAUUUUUUCAUUAUUAAAUGGAAUAAUAGUUUACUUUAAAAAAUUGAGCAAUGGAUGACAUCAUCAAUUAGG
This is a messenger RNA of Trichosurus vulpecula (common brushtail), 1734 nucleotides long. RefSeq names its product Myb/SANT DNA binding domain containing 1 (gene MSANTD1). The transcript has 3 exons. The coding region runs from base 22 to 801 and encodes 259 amino acids. Lineage: Eukaryota; Metazoa; Chordata; Mammalia; Diprotodontia; Phalangeridae. The record is from RefSeq and is a predicted model, not a curated record. Gene Ontology annotation, biological process: positive regulation of DNA-templated transcription. Gene Ontology annotation, cellular component: nuclear body.